Messenger RNA from Polyodon spathula (Mississippi paddlefish), 3195 nucleotides. RefSeq names its product NAD(P) transhydrogenase, mitochondrial-like. Gene Ontology annotation, biological process: NADPH regeneration; proton transmembrane transport. The transcript is spliced from 19 exons. The coding region runs from base 166 to 3195 and encodes 1009 amino acids. NCBI's taxonomy places the organism in Eukaryota, Metazoa, Chordata, Actinopteri, Acipenseriformes, Polyodontidae. Gene Ontology annotation, molecular function: NAD binding; NADP binding. The record is from RefSeq and is a predicted model, not a curated record. Gene Ontology annotation, cellular component: mitochondrial inner membrane.
GUGACAAGAAUAACUAUGACCCAGCAGCAAUUGGAUUCUUUCCUGGAUUGAAGUUCAACUUCACACAGCUUCGCCGCUGAAUCUCGCCUACCCGGCUUUUUAAAGGAGGAAGAGGACGGUAAGGCAUAAAGAAGCAGCAGCUCUUGGUAGUCCGUCCUGUGUACAAUGGCCAGCCUCCUGAGAGUGGUAGUCAGCAGCUGCUCGAGCCCAGUCUUCAGCAGGCUGUCGGUAAAGGUGCAGACGGUGAAGACUCCUUCUUUGCGGUUAUUCCGAACCCACCAGGCCCUCAGCUGCCAGAGCACUGUUAGUCCAGGCAUUCCUUAUAAGCAGCUUACGAUUGGGGUCCCCAAGGAGAUCUUUCAGAAUGAGAAGCGAGUGGCCCUGUCCCCUGUUGGGGUUCAGGCUCUCAUUAAGCAGGGAUUCAAUGUGGUGGUGGAGUCGGGGGCGGGAGAAUCCUCCAAAUUCUCAGAUGAACAUUACAUUCAAGCCGGGGCCACCAUCAAAGGGACCAAGGAUGUUCUGGCUUCUGACCUAGUAGUCAAGGUGAGGGCUCCUAUCUUCAAUUCUGCACUUGGUGCCCAUGAGGUUGACCUUCUGAAGGAGUCUGCCACCCUGGUCAGCUUCAUCUACCCUGCACAGAACCCAGAGCUCAUUGAUAAACUUUCCCAGCGUAAGACCAAUGUGCUAGCAAUGGAUCAAGUACCCAGAGUCACCAUCGCACAGGGAUAUGAUGCCCUCAGCUCUAUGGCCAACAUUGCUGGUUACAAAGCUGUUAUUUUGGCAGCUAAUCAUUUUGGACGCUUUUUCACCGGUCAGAUUACAGCAGCUGGCAAAGUUCCCCCUGCUAAGGUUCUUAUUAUUGGAGGUGGUGUUGCUGGUUUGGCUUCAGCAGGUGCUGCCAAAGCCAUGGGUGCUAUUGUGAGAGGAUUUGAUACCAGAGCCGAUGCUUUGGAGCAGUUCAAGUCCCUGGGUGCGGAGCCACUGGCGGUGGAUAUAAAGGAGUCUGGGGAAGGUCAAGGGGGCUACGCUAAAGUAAUGUCCAAGGAGUUUAUCGAGGCAGAGAUGAAACUGUUUGCCAAACAAUGUCAGGAGGUGGACAUUGUAAUCAGCACAGCCCUCAUCCCUGGCAAGAAAGCCCCAAUUCUUUUCACUAGAGAGAUGAUCGAGAGUAUGAAGGACGGGUCAGUUGUGGUUGAUUUGGCUGCUGAGGCUGGAGGGAACUUUGAGACCACUGUGCCUGGGGAGCUAACUGUGCACAAGGGGGUGACUCACAUUGGUUACACAGACCUCCCAAGUAGGAUGUCCUCUCAGGCCAGCGCUCUGUAUUCCAACAACAUCAUCAAGCUGCUGAGGGCGAUCAGCCCCGACAAGGACAAUUUCUACUACAAUGUGAAGGAUGAAUUUGAUUUCGGUACCAUGGACCAUGUUAUUCGGGGCACAGUGGUAAUGAAGGAUGGGAAGUUCAUCUUCCCAGCUCCCCCUCCAAACAAUAUCCCUGUGGCUGCACCAGUGAAGCAGAAGUCUAUUCAAGAGCUGGCGGCUGAAAAGAAGGCCGCUGUUUCUCCUUUUACACAGACCUUGACAAGUGCUGGCAUUUACACUGGAGGUAUUGGUACUUUAAUAGGACUGGGCCUUGCUGCUCCUACUGCUGCCUUCACUCAAAUGGUGACAACCUUUGGUUUAGCUGGAAUUGUGGGCUACCACACAGUCUGGGGCGUCACUCCGGCCCUUCACUCUCCACUCAUGUCUGUCACCAAUGCCAUCUCGGGUUUGACAGCAGUUGGUGGGUUGUCUCUGAUGGGAGGAGGCCUGACCCCCACCUCUACUGCAGAGGUACUGGCUGUAAUGGCAGCCUUCAUCUCCUCGGUCAACAUAGCCGGUGGCUUUCUUGUCACCAAGAAGAUGCUGGAUAUGUUCAGGCGUCCCACUGACCCCCCUGAGCACCACUACCUGUACCUCCUGCCCGCUGGCGUUUUCGUGGGAGGAUAUGCUGCUGCACUCAAUUGCGGUUACAAAAUUGAGGAGAUGAUGUACCUAGGCUCUGGCUUGUGCUGUGUAGGAGCCCUGGCUGGCCUCUCCACCCAGAAGACUUCCCGACUUGGCAAUGCCCUGGGCAUGAUGGGCGUUGCUGGUGGUCUGGCGGCCACUCUUGGGGCUCUGAAGCCUUCCCCUGAACUCCUGGCUCAGAUGAGUGGCGCCAUGGCCGUUGGUGGCACUUUGGGACUGACUAUUGCAAAGCGAAUCCAGAUCUCAGACCUGCCUCAGCUGGUCGCUGCCUUCCACAGCUUGGUGGGGAUGGCUGCAGUCCUGACCUGCGUGGCAGAGUACAUGGUGGAAUACCCACAUUUCGCCACUGACCCAGCUGCCAACCUCACCAAAAUCGUAGCCUACUUGGGUACCUACAUCGGAGGAGUGACCUUCAGCGGCUCCCUCGUCGCUUAUGGGAAACUCCAGGGUCUCCUGAGCUCAUCACCUCUGAUGCUUCCCGGACGUCACUUCUUGAAUGCUGGGCUGAUGGCAGCAAGUGUGGGUGGAAUGAUCCCUUACAUGAUGGAUCCAAGCUACACCACUGGUAUCACCUGCCUGGGCUCUGUGUCUGCACUGUCUGCCAUCAUGGGUGUUACUCUGACUGCGGCAAUUGGGGGUGCUGACAUGCCUGUGGUGAUCACAGUGUUGAACAGCUACUCGGGCUGGGCUCUGUGUGCAGAGGGAUUCCUGCUCAAUAACAACCUGCUCACCAUCGUCGGGGCCCUCAUCGGGUCUUCCGGAGCCAUCCUCUCCUACAUCAUGUGUGUGGCUAUGAAUCGCUCUCUGGCUAAUGUAAUUCUUGGUGGCUACGGUACCUCCUCCACUGGCACUGGCAAACCCAUGGAAAUCACUGGAACCCACACAGAGAUCAACCUGGAUCAAACUGUUGAGAUGAUCAAAGAGGCCAACAGCAUCAUCAUCACUCCAGGUUAUGGUCUGUGUGCAGCAAAAGCUCAGUACCCCAUCGCUGAACUGGUAAAGAUGCUCCAAGAACAGGGCAAGAAAGUCCGGUAUGUAGCGCUUAGUUGUAUGAAAUAUAUCUUUUUCAAGAAGCAAUGUUUUGUUUUUAUGUGCAACAGCAGUGUAUUGACAGCAAAAAAUGAAACAUUAUCCAAAGUAGCAGAUGAUCAUAUGAUAAUGGCUCUUAAAUCUAUAAAGACCCUUUGA